AUGCUGUUUUUCUCUUUCUUCAAAUCGCUUGUUGGCAAAGAUGUUGUAGUUGAACUGAAGAAUGAUUUGAGUAUUUGUGGAACUCUCCAUUCAGUUGAUCAAUAUCUGAACAUGAAACUCACUGAUAUAACUGUACCAGAUGCAGAUCGUUUCCCACAUAUGAUGUCCGUCAAAAAUUGUUUCAUUCGUGGGUCAGUUGUAAGAUAUGUACAACUGCCUGCCGAACAAGUUGAUACUCAACUCCUUCAAGAUGCUUCUCGCAAAGAAAUAGCUCAAAAUAGAGCAAAAUAG
Molecule: messenger RNA, 291 nt
Organism: Auanema sp. JU1783
Lineage: Eukaryota; Metazoa; Nematoda; Chromadorea; Rhabditida; Rhabditidae
Source: the annotation of a GenBank genome assembly